AUGAGUACUUCGCCCUCUCUGCUCACUACUGAGAAGGGAGAAACAACUGAAGUAUCAUCGGACGAGAUGGACGACGAAACAAGAGAUCGACUGCUUGAUGAACAACUCACAGCAGCUGGCGCGGGCCCUAUGGCAUCGAGCUCAGGAUCCCAAGCACUUGAUAGGAUCUUCGGUCCAGUGGGUCCUACCCUAUCUCCAUUUGUCUCAAAUCCAACGGUCGACAUCUCAAACGUGCAGUAUACCUUGUACAAUGUUGUGAACCAGGGUGAAACAGCCGAACAACAAAGAAUGGCAAUAGAGCGAACGGAGGCAGAUGCUGAAAGAAGACACGCAAGCAUUCUGAACCAACAAUCGCAUGAUAAUCUUGUGAGAAUGGCUGGCAUGGCUGAACAGGCCGAGCGCCUUCAUGAGGUGAAGAUGGCAGAAUGCGAAGCACAGUUUGCGGAAUUUGAGUUCAACGCAUCCCAAAGGGAAAAGUUUUUGUUGAACGAAGUUGCAACAUGCAGGAAUGAAAUGAACAUUCUGGAAUCAAUUUUCCAACAACGACAUCAGUCGGAAAUCGCUAAGCUCAGAACCACUCUGAUUGCUGAAAGCGAACGCAACAAAGCACAACACCUUGACUUUCUUGGAAUCCGAUUCAAACAAGUCCUUGAAGAAACCGAAGCGAGUAUGGAACGGCGUUUCAUUACUGAAAUCGCCGAAAUGAGUGCACAAAACGACAGACUGCAGGAUGAACUGGCUGCCGCAGAACGAGCCUUAAGAAUGGAAGCCAAUGCGGACGAAGCGGGCAAACAACAUGCCACGCCGAAGCCAGGACCUAAUCCUACUAUCCCGUUCUCCAAUCCAUUUGAGAUUCCCGAGAACAUGAAGGACAUCUUCGGAAGAACGCCGCAAGCUCAGGAACCUCCGCAAGGAACUUCUGUACCACCUGGGUUUGAGAACAGAGAGCCACAAAAGGAAAAGUCUCCUAAAGCUGCCCAAACUGGUAAGCCGGCGACUGUUGAUCCAGACGGGCAGGCCGCCCCUGCGAAGAACGAUGAAAAGCCUAGGAGCCCGACCCCGGAUCCUAAAGCAAAGAAGGAAAAGAAACACAGGGGCAGGUCCAAGAGCAAGGAAAAGUCUGGCGGACGCACGGCAGCUUGUUGCAUUUCGUAUGCGCUGGCAGCUGUGCCCAAUGGGCAAGGCGUUAAGGGUGAUGCUUCAGGAACGUUCAAGAAACUAAGGUUCAAGGAGAAGCCAAGCAUUCGGGAGAUUCCAUUGGAUGGUAAGGGUAAGAAGCAUAGGACCAAGCCGCGAACUUUCGAAGUUUGUUACUUGGAUGCUGAAAGUUGCCCAAAGCCUCCAGUUCAGGACCUAAGCACGGCCAUAAGAACAGCGAACGAACUUGCCAGGAUCAUGUCCUGUAUGCUCAAUGGGAUUGAAAGCCACUGUGAGUACGAGUGCACAGAUGACUGCGAAGAGGGUGAGAUCCCAGUUGCAGUGUUGAAGAUCAAGGAUCGCGAGGCACACGAGGUUCCACAGUUGGAUGAUCAGAACAUUCAUGCUUCAGAUGAAGAAAAGGUUGAGGUGAAGACGGACUUCUCGGCCUUGGCCUUCGGCGGAAUCCUGGGC
Messenger RNA from Symbiodinium sp. CCMP2592, 1611 nucleotides. Lineage: Eukaryota; Dinophyceae; Suessiales; Symbiodiniaceae. The record is from the annotation of a GenBank genome assembly.